AUGGCUGCCGUGGCGUUCAUGCACGGCAUGGCCAAAAAAACCCUAUCCAUCUGCCAUUUUUGGCGUACCAAUGCAUCACCCAAAGCUGCCAUUACGAGCAACAUCAGCACCAACAAAAAGCUGAACCGCUUCGCCGACCCAGAGACCCCUAUAAAACCCCAGCGUUCGAGCCACUCCAUGAUCGCAGCUCACGUACAGCAACAUCUCGGCAACAAGACCAGCAGCGAAGCUCGGGAGAGCGAGAGAUUGAUGAUGAAGAAGGGCGGCGCCGCAACAACGGUGGCGGUGGUGUUGGUCGUCCUGCUGGCGGCGGCGGCGUCGUCGGUGGCGAGGGCGGACGUGAGCUGCGCGGACGUGGACGAGAACCUGCGGCCCUGCGUCGGGUACGUGACGGGCAAGGAGGCGGCCCCGGCCGCCCAGUGCUGCGCAGGCGUGAAGCGGAUCAGGACCAUGCCAUCCGGCACGGCGGACCGGCGCCAGGCGUGCGAGUGCGUCAAGCAGGCGGCGGCCAAGUACCAGCCGCUCAACGCCGACGCCAUCCGCGACCUCCCGGCGCAGUGCGGCGCGCCGUUGCCGUUCCCGCUCACCCUCAACUUCGACUGCACCACAAUUCCAUGA
Molecule: messenger RNA, 618 nt
Organism: Miscanthus lutarioriparius
Lineage: Eukaryota; Viridiplantae; Streptophyta; Magnoliopsida; Poales; Poaceae
Source: the annotation of a GenBank genome assembly